CCUGGUGCGAUCUCGCCAGGUUGAGGCUGCGACACAGGCGGCGACGGUUGCAGCAGCUGCGGCGCAGCAGCCGCAGCCGCAGCCGUGCAAUGUCGGCGGCGACGGCAAGGAGGGUCCGGCCCUGGCAUCAGCAUCAGCACCGCCGCCGCCGCCACCUGCCGUGUCGUUGCCGUGCUGCAUGAGUCCCGCGGCGCGUCGUCGGCAGUUGGAGGCGUACGAGGCGGAGUGUACGGCAAUACGGAUACGGCGACUAGCUGCUAGGUGGGAGGAGGUGCAGCUGCGCAGCAGGGGGCCCUCCAGGCAGGCCAACCGUCGCAGUCGAGGUGCCUCCGGGCGGCAUGCGGCCCUCGUGGUGAGCCCCCCGCCCGCUGACUCGCCCGCCUCAGCCAUGCAGGGAGCUGGGGCGGGGGAGGAAGAGGGCCAGGAGGCAACAGCAGCGGCGGAGGCAGAGGCGGAGGCUGCGGGAGUUACGAGGGCGUCAGCGGCGCUGCCGGCUUUGGAUGAGGGUGAUGGGGAGGAGGCGGUGCAGGAGGGCGACCAGUCGGCGGCGGUGGAGGAGCACCGGCCCACGCCUGCCUGCCCAACGCUAAGCAAGCGCCGUACGCGGGAUGACGCUGAGGUGGAUGCUUCCUGCGGGACAAGGAGCGACUCUGACGGCAGUGGUAGCGGCGAGGGGGGCGCUGGGGCUGCGAAGCGCUGUCGGAUGUCGGUUGUCGACAGGGCGUCGUGUGGGCGGGAGCCGUCGCCAACAAAUGCGUUGUCGCCAACAGAGGCAGCUGCGACUUCAGCUGCGGUAGGGGAGGCGGACGCGGAGGCAGUGGAGGAGGAGCGGGGCUCAGCAGCAGCCGAAGCAGCUGCAGCAGCAGCGGAUGCCAUGGAGGCAGAGGGUCCCGGCGGGGGCUCGCGGCCUGUCAGGUGCCGCGGAAACCCGUCAGCUAGCGUGCAGGCUGUGGCUGAGGCAGACUCCCUGUUCCCACCACCGCCGCCGCCGCUUCCGUACAGUGUAAAGGCUUUGGCAGCGUUAGCGGGGAAGCCCCUGCCGCCACCGGGCCCCGCCGACCCUGGCGUCAGCGGCGGCGACGUCGUGUCACUGUCAGUACCAUCAUCUGCAUCUUUGGCUCACCGGGCAGAUCUGUCGUACGGCGAUGCGACACUUGCCUGUCGUACACAAGCAGCGCUAGCAGAUCUGUACGGCAUCCUUGCGGACGUUGAUCUGCUUUCCGUACAGCGCGACACGUACCCGACAGUUACCGGUGCUUGUCCUGUUCGUUACCAGGCCGCAUUCACCUGCGUAAGGCCCAUGCAGCUGGGUACGAACAUAGCGCUGGAGCCCCCUGUACGAGCGUUAUGCUCUGCCGUACAACAGCAUAACGGCACCCUGUCGUACGGCAAUGUCCGUACGCCUUGGGUCCUCGCGGAUGCCAUACGGGAGCAGGAGGACCUUCCAGGACCACUGCUGGCGCUGUUGGCGGCGGAGGCGGAGUGCCAGGCAGCUGGUGUGGAUAGCGGCGAGCCGGGUGGACCCAUGGGUCAGUGGGCCGCGUCGGAAGUUGCCGCCGGUGCAACGCGGCUGGCCCAGGCUGCCGUAACGGCUCUCAACGUCCAACAACUAUCGCUGCCGGUGCAGCAGCAGCAACAACAACAGCAGCAGCAUCCGCAUCAGUCGCCUAUGCCUUCCCCUUGGCUCCUCUCCUCCCUCCGCGGUGCCCUUCUCGACGUUUCUCCGCAUUGCGCCACCGGCGGCACCGAAGCAACGCUGGAGCGUCUGGCUGC
Astrephomene gubernaculifera is the source of this 1773-nucleotide messenger RNA. The record is from the annotation of a GenBank genome assembly. Lineage: Eukaryota; Viridiplantae; Chlorophyta; Chlorophyceae; Chlamydomonadales; Astrephomenaceae.